Messenger RNA from Helobdella robusta, 822 nucleotides. RefSeq lists its product as hypothetical. Lineage: Eukaryota; Metazoa; Annelida; Clitellata; Rhynchobdellida; Glossiphoniidae. The annotation marks the transcript as partial. The transcript has 2 exons. The record is from RefSeq and is a predicted model, not a curated record. Gene Ontology annotation, biological process: regulation of gene expression. Gene Ontology annotation, cellular component: nucleus.
AUGGAUUCUCUGCCUGGAAUAAUUAAAAAGUUUGGUUGCGGUUGGUGUUCUUACAAAACUGAUUCAAAGGCACAUUUAAUGAGGCACAGCAAAUCAAUGCAUAAAAAUGUUGAAAUGAAAAUUGUCCUUAAUCCCACUUAUAUUCCUCCUUCAAAACAGCCAAAAGAUUUGAAACGCAAACAUCAAUGCGAGAUGUGCAGCUAUCAAACUGAUUGCAAAUCUCAUUUAAGAAGACAUCAAGGCAGCGUACAUUGCAAGGACAAACUUUAUGAAUGCCCAACUUGCAAAAUUGAAUUUGCCAGAUCUGAACAAGCAAAAAUUCAUCACAUGGCUUAUCAUCCUGAAAAGCAUUUUGAUAUAAGAAACAUGCAUAAACCAGCUUCUAAUGCAAAGCAACUUAAACUUUCAGUAAAUGAUAAAAUGGAGAAGAUCAAAACAUUGUUUGAUGAAGUUGAACACUUUACUGAUAAUCUUCACCAGCUACUGCGAGUUAACAAUGCAUUUGUUUGUUUGAAAUGUAAUUAUUCAUGUCGAGAUAUGUGGCAUUUGAAAAGACAUGUUCUUGAUGUUCAUUCAACUCUGAAAGAUUUCAACUGCAAAGUUUGUCAUUAUGCAACCAGUCGAGCUCAUAGAUUAUAUUGCCACAUGUUGAAACAUGGGGAGUUGUUUUGUCACCUUUGCGAAUUUUCUACAGUUAAUCCUGAAAUUUAUAAAUUGCAUUCUCAGACCUGUACAGCAGCACAAAAAUCACUCAAUUGUUCAAUUUGUUCAGUUGAUUUUGAGCAGAUGGGUGUGUACAGAGAUCACAUAAGUUCUCAUCAU